GCGAUAGAAUACGAGUCCAUACAUAGCAUAUAAUUCGAUAUUAGCAAGUGGGUUCAGUUAUUAUUGUGCAUUCAGUUAUAGAAGUAAGCUCGCGACAUACAUAUGUAUGUAGUAACUUCUAUCGAACGUAGGAAGUAGAAGUAACAAGUGAUUACGCGUAAUUCAAUCAAACAAAUGACGAUUGUAAAAUACAGUUUACUAAAUAAACAAGACAACGAUGAUGAAAAUGUGUAUGAAUGUCAAAAUCAAGGUGUAUUGCAAAAAUGUUUAGCGCUUGUGAAACAUAAACAGUUUGCUGGAUUUUUUGCAUUUUGUAUGUUAAUUACAACAUUACAGCUGCUGCACAUGCGCUUGUACUAUGAUGCAGCGGAACGUUUAAACGAAACCACAAUUCAAAUUGAUGUGGCGGAAAAUAAUAUAACGAUUACAGAAUCUACACUAAAUGUCACAAAUCAUAGCGAAAAACGACCAAAAGACAAAUACUUCAUCUAUACGUCACAAUGUCGCAUGCCGUAUGUGGAUCCUUUUGGGGAAGAUGUUCUAAAAAUAUUUAAUCCACAAAAGUACAAGUACACCAAUUGUACAAAGGAUGAAGCUUUCAUUACAAGCAAUUACCAUCUAAAUGUACGACAAUACUUUCUACAUAUAGAGAUGGAGGCAAUAGAGCGGGCGGUGAAGCCGUUAAAUGCCAGCGCAACGAAUGUUCAUUGUUGUUAUCGACAAAUUGUGCGAAGUGGAAGUGGUGGAUCGGCUGAUACAAAGUAUAAACUCUUAAACUGUGUUAUAUUUCAUCAGGACUUUUUGGUACCGUCACAUAUAGAGUAUAUAAUUACUGAGUGUUACUUAGAUCACAAUGAGAAAAAACCACUACAGAAGGAUGCCUUUUCAUUUAUACAAGCUAAGAAGGAAGAAAUCAGCGCCGAAAAUGCUACCGAAUCACAAGUAUUGGGCAUAAGGAAACCAAGCGUUUUGCUCAUCGGUAUUGAUGCUGUUUCGCGUAUUAACCUUCGACGUACAAUGCCGCAGACUUUCAAGUAUCUGCAAGUAAAUGAGUGGGCCGAAUUACUGGGUUACAACAAAGUAAAUCCAGCGCAAUCGAAAUAUUACAUUUACACAUCACAAUGUCGUGUACCGUAUGUGCCUGCCUUUACCGAGGAGGCGCUCAAAGUAUUUAAACCAGAAAAUUAUAAAUUCACCAAUUGCACCAACGAUGAAGCCUUCAUUUCAACCGUUUACCAGCUAAAUGCAAAACAAUACAUUCUACACAUGGAUAUGGAGGCAAUAGAGCGUGCCGUUAAACCGUUAAAUGCCAGCGCCACAGAUGUCCGUUGUUGUUAUCGGCAAAUUGUUAGAGCUGGGAGUGGUAAAACCGCUGAUAAAGAGGCUAAACUCUUAAAUUGCACCACAUUCGAGCAGGAUUUUCUGGUACCCAUACAUAUCGAAUAUAUGGUUACUGAGUGUUAUGUUGGUGGCAAUGCUACAAAACCUAUACAAGCGGACGCCUUCUCAUUUAUACAACCACUAAAGCCUUUGAACAGUUCUAUAACCAUUUCAUAUGCCAGAAGAGCUGCUAGAGCGCAACGUCUAAGGAAGCCGAGUAUAUUAUUAGUGGGCAUUGAUAGUAUAUCACGCAUCAAUUUAAGACGCACAAUGCCGAUGACUGCUAAAUAUCUAGAGGGGAGCGAGGAGUGGAUAGAAUUUCAUGGUUUGAAUAAAGUCGGUGAUAAUACAUUUCCGAAUUUGAUGCCGCUGCUCACAUCAUACAAUACAUCAAUGGCAUAUGAGAAAUGCAAACCUUCAGUAGUUGGCGGACUUAAUCAACCCAUUUGCAAUUUUAUUUGGGAUAAAUUCAAAGAAGCUGGUUAUAUAACCGCAUAUUCGGAGGAUGUGGUCGUUAUAAAUACGUACAAUUAUAAGAAAAUUGGAUUUGAGCAUCCACCAACUGAUUAUUAUAUGCGCCCGAUGACAUUAGCAAUUGAAAAGGCACUGAAAGUGCAGUCAAGUGCUGGACUACCGUAUUGUGUUGGACGCCGGCAUUAUGGCGAUUACAUCUUCGAUAGUGCAUUACAGUACGCGAAUGUGUUUACCGAAGAGCAACCCACUUUCGGACUGUUUUGGAUGAACUCAUUUAGUCACAAUGCUUACGAUACGGCAGCAACAAUGGACGUUAAAGUCUUGGAGUAUCUUAAGAAAUUUAAGAGUGAGGGCGUAUUGGAGCGUUCAAUUGUGUUAUUCUUUUCCGAUCAUGGUGUACGUUGGGGCCCAUUGGUGAAGUUAACAUCUGGUUUCUUAGAAGAACGUUUGCCAAUGUUCUUCAUAUCACUACCACCGUGGUAUCAAAAGCAACAUCCGGAUUUCAUCAAAACUUUAAAAAUAAAUCAAAAACGUCUAACCACGCCCUAUGAUAUUUAUGCAACGCUCAAACAUAUACUUGAGGAUGCGGAUCCUGAAAUACACGUACCUUAUGUUAAUGGCUCUACGCCGGGUCUUAGUAUAUUUCAAGAAAUACCUGAGAAUCGUACUUGCAAGGAUGCGGACAUCCCCGAGCAUUGGUGUACCUGUGUACCAUAUGAAGUUGUACCAACAAGCGAUGCUGUCGCAAAGAAUGUAACUGCACUGGUAUUAAAUGAAAUCAAUCAAUAUUUGGUUAAUAAGAGCAUUAGUGAUAAAUGUGCCGAAUUGAAAUUAACAAAAAUCGAAAGUGUUGAAAUGAAAAUGUUCAAAGUACCGAAUGAGUCCACAUAUCGUAUAAGCUUCGAAGCGAACCCGGAGAAAGCGAAAUUUCGAGCAACAGUAGUUUUAAAUAUAACAACAAAUACAAUCAAAACCAAUGUGGAAGAGAUAUCACGUCUGGAUUCUUAUGCGAAUACUGCCAAGUGCAUCGAUUUGAAGGAAGAGCAGAAAUAUUGUCUUUGCAGGAAUACCACAACCACAAAGACAUAAUGGAUAAGAUAUUACAUAGAAGACUGUAUGCCAUUAAGUUAGAAGUUUCAUACUCA
Molecule: messenger RNA, 2999 nt
Organism: Zeugodacus cucurbitae (melon fly)
Lineage: Eukaryota; Metazoa; Arthropoda; Insecta; Diptera; Tephritidae
Exons: 6
Coding region: 175-2943 (922 amino acids)
Source: RefSeq, a predicted model, not a curated record